GUAUCUCACCAAACACAUGAAACUGUAUCCAGAAUUGUACAGAAGUGACGUUUCGAUUCAUCCCAGUUACACGGGCCUUACGAACUUGCCUUAAGAACGAUGUUUCGUAACAAGUACCAGCACGGACUCCUGUCCAUUUUAUACAGCUGUGGUUCGUCCCCUUUGGAGUUGUGGGACAUGCAUGUGAAGAACGGAUACAUUCGAAGGGUGACGGACGAAGAGGUGAAAUCAUUGGCUCUGGAGUUGGCUGGAACGAACGUCACGACGACCUACAUCUUUUGUCCCGCGAAUCCAAAGAAAGUUCUCGGCGUUCGACAUCCCUUUCUGAUUAUGAUUGUGAAGAACAUGAAGAAGUAUUUCACGUUCGAGAUAACAAUACUCGACGACAAGAACAUGCACAGGAGGUUUCGAAUGAGCAACUUCCAAAGCACCACUCGUAUCAGACCCUUCUGCACGUCGAUGCCGAUCGGAUUGUCCGGUGGCUGGAAUCAAAUUCAAUUUAAUCUGGCAGAUUUCACGCGAAGAGCAUAUGGCACGAACUACAUUGAGACCACGCGUCUCCAGAUCCAUGCUAACUGCAGAAUACGACGCAUCUAUUUCGCAGACAGAAUUUAUUCGGAAGAUGAGCUACCAGAAGAUUUUAAGCUCUUCUUACCUAUCCAUCGAAGGAAAUGUGUUAGAGAAGAAGACGUGAAGUCGAAAUAUAAGAAGAAACCGGAGGUCGAAGUUGUGGAACCACCACCUUUUGAUGCGGGCGAUGCACCUGAAGACGAGGAAGGUGAGGAAGGUGAAGAAGCAUUGGAAGACGAAGGAACAAUCGAAGAUGAAGCUGCUCCCCUGGAAAAAGAAGCUACGAAAAUUGAGGCAAAGGAAGAUGAAGAAGAAGAAGAGGAGGGUGAAGCUGAGCUUCCAGAAGUAACAGAUUAUGAGGCAGAAGAUGAAGAUGCUGCAGAGUACGAAACCGGACAUGGAGUUGCUACUCAUGGAACGUCUCCGGGAUACGCAACGGAAGAGGAAACUGACGGCGAACAUAUAGCGGCUGAAGACGACGAGGAAGAAUACGAAGCUCAGUAAUGGAUAUAUGAUUCUACCUUAGUGUAUAUAUUAAUUAAUAAAAAGUUUAUUUUUAUGCAGUCUCAAACACCGUUAGAAUACUUUUCACUGUAAAUAUGUUAAAACCGAACUAACUUACCAGUUAUUUCACAAUAAAUAUUUAUAUCAGAGAAGCUUCUAUAAAUAAUGAACUAGAAGCACAUAUAGAAUUAUUAUGCAUAAAACUCUAAGAGGUGAUAAGAUAUACAAAUACUUUCAUUUUUUAAUUCAUCAUGUAGAUUAUAUAUAUUAUUUUUAAUAAAAAUAUAUAAUUGCAUUGAAAAUAUAGUACUAAUCACGGGAAGGUAUGUCUU
Hylaeus anthracinus is the source of this 1406-nucleotide messenger RNA. RefSeq names its product cilia- and flagella-associated protein 20-like. Lineage: Eukaryota; Metazoa; Arthropoda; Insecta; Hymenoptera; Colletidae. The transcript has 5 exons. The record is from RefSeq and is a predicted model, not a curated record. The coding region runs from base 100 to 1074 and encodes 324 amino acids. Gene Ontology annotation, biological process: regulation of cilium beat frequency involved in ciliary motility; positive regulation of cell motility; cilium assembly. Gene Ontology annotation, cellular component: ciliary basal body; motile cilium.